This is a messenger RNA of Teleopsis dalmanni, 5128 nucleotides long. RefSeq names its product ras-related protein Rab-32 (gene Rab32). The transcript is spliced from 4 exons. Lineage: Eukaryota; Metazoa; Arthropoda; Insecta; Diptera; Diopsidae. Gene Ontology annotation, molecular function: GTP binding; GTPase activity. The coding region runs from base 104 to 3982 and encodes 1292 amino acids. Gene Ontology annotation, cellular component: late endosome; phagocytic vesicle; Golgi apparatus. The record is from RefSeq and is a predicted model, not a curated record. Gene Ontology annotation, biological process: endosome to lysosome transport; phagosome-lysosome fusion.
AAAAUGUAUUUGCAUAAAAGCAAAAAUCUUGUUCACGUAUAUCCUUACUGAUUGCUCUACUUCUAUAAGAAAUAUUAAGCAAUUAUUUCAACGUUAAUAUAAUAUGCAAAACACUGAUGCAGACAAAACCAUAACAACUAAGGAGCACAGAGUGGAUCCAACUGCAGUUCCAUUAAGUUCCAGUGACAAUAAAAGUCAAAUACAAGGAAGUUCAGAAACAACAGUGACAUCAACACUAUCAGUAACAUCAACACCACACCUCGCAACAUCAGUAGAAACAUCAGUGGCGACAUCAGUAGCAACAGCAACAACAUUAUUAACAACUUCAGUAAUAAGAACAACAGAAAUACCAACAACCGUAACACAAAAGACAACGACUGUAACAACAACAGCUCCUAAAGUAUCAACUGCAACAUCUGCAACAACAAAACAAUUGGUAAUAACAACAACAGCGCCAGGAACAGCACCAACAACACCAUCUGUAACCAUUGUAACAUCAACAACACCACAAGCAACAUCAGCAAAAGCACCGUUAACUACCGUAUCACCAGCGACACCAGUAUCAGGAAGAGCUACAGCACCUACUACAACAACAACAACCCCACAAGCAUUGACAUCAGUAAAAUCACCAACAAUACAACAAGCACCAACAUCAGUAAAAGUUGCAACAACUACAUCACCAACGACGCGAACAAUAACACCACAAACAGUAGUAUUAGCAAAAGCACCAACAACACAAGAACCAGUGAAACCAGCAACAUCUACAACACCAAUUACACCACAAACACAAGCGUCACCAAAGGCACCCAUAGCCUUAGCAACAGCACCAGAAACACAAGUACCAACCAAAGCCCCAACAACUCAGGCAACAACACUACAAAUAAGUACUCAACAACACCCGCAAGUAGCAAUAACAACACCCACAACAAGUACACCAACAACACCAGUAGCCACAUCAACAUCUAAAAUAAUAAUAACAACAACAACUCCUUCAAAAACAGCAACACAAACAGAGACAACUACCUCAAAAGAAACCCCAAUAACAAGCAAAAAAUUGUCAGCUGCUACGAAAACCUCUUCUAAAAAUAUAUCGAAAUCACCCACACCUAGUCAGGAAUCUCCAAAGGAUACUAAAGCGAAAACACGUUCAAGACUAUCGACCGCUAUACGCAAGCUUUCUAAAACAAAUAAGAAGAAGGAUAGUCCAACUCAUAAACCAGUUUCAGUAGAGGAGAGUAAAACUACUGAAGCUCCUUUACCAGAAAGUAAAACUGCUCCAACUGCUGUAUCGGGCUCUACUGAACAGAUUGCCGUAGAAUCCACGAAAUCAACUUCCAUAGCAGUCACCGCGGAAACUAAAACAACCACAGAAGAAGAUUCAAAAUCAAAAACAAAACCACGUCUUACAAAACGCUUUAUUCUAUCCAGCUUAAGAAAGUCCAAAACUUCUGCACCUAAAACUAAUGACCCAUCACAAGCGGAGACAAUAGCUUCUAAACAAAAACAAGCAAAAGGUCCAAUUACUAAAAAAGUUAUUACUACUAUAGAAAAAUCGAAACAGGAAACUAAAAUUGCUACCGAUGAUAUUGUUGCAGCGCCUCCAACGGAUCGAGUAAGAAAAGUGGAAAUAACAAUAAGCGGUAAAAAAAUCGAACAAACUACAGGAAACGGUAAACAUUUAUCAAUUUCAAAUACCACGGCUAUAGCUAGUUCACCGAGUGAAACAGAUUAUUUAACACCUCUGGAAGACUCCCCAAAGGAAUUAUCAACAGCUAUUGUACAUGAAACGUCAAUAGCCUCUUCAACGACCACAACAUCUCCAUCUCCAUCGAAAAAGAAAAAACUCAAAUCCACAAAAUCACACAGCAGUGACAGUAAUAAAACUACAACAACUACAGCAAAGCAAACAACAACAACAACAACAAGUUCUACCACUCAAACUCUCGCAAACAUUCCAGCACAAAUAAAAUCGACCGAAGAGAAAUUUGUUAUCACACAGAGUAUACGCGACAUACCACCGAGCGAAAGAGCUCCAGCCAAGCCAAGCCGUGCGACACCAUCUAGUCAAACGGCAACAACCACCGGUGCAGUACGCAAGCCAUCAAAUACCCGUUCAACCGCAACAGUUGUUGCGUCGCGCACCAUUAUUCAACGUCUCAUCAAAGGCAGCAGUGCGUCUUCAAGUGCUACCAACGGUAAAGCGACAAAGAAAAAGCAACAGCAACAGCAACAGCGCACAACUACUGUUGCCCAUUCAACACAAAAAGUAGUUGAAACGGAAUUAAUGCAAACCACUCAAGAAACACUACAACGUGGACAUCGCUUCCCUACACCAUCAUCACCACCGUCAACAUUAGCUACAGUAACAACAACGUCAGCACCAACAACAACAGCAACAACCAGUUCAAGCGGUAAGGAAUCUCCAAAGCAAUCUUCUUCUCCAAUCGCUUCUCCCAAUAAAACUCAGUGUACCCCACUCUCUGCGGUUGUUGCAGAUGCUGUUGAUGUUGAUGCUAUUGCUGCUGCAGCUGAUACCGCAAAAGCGCAUCAUAGCCAACGUUUAAUACAACUGCAAUUGGAAUCGAACGACUCUCUAUCGUUUUCGUCAUCACUGCCACCAACACCACCCGACGAAGAUCCACUUUCGCUGAAAUCGAAUUCUUCAAAUGAAAUAAUCAAAUCAUAUACUUCCUAUAUAAGCGAGGGUAGAGAAGAGGAAGAGGAACGCAAUAGCAGUGCAUAUAGUGCUACUGAAACACGUUCACCGCAGCAUCGUUAUACAUCAUCGCACACGGCUAUAGCGUUAUCGGAGCCAGAAGCUGUGCAACUAAUCGCUGAAGAAUCAGUUUUAACUGUAAGCACCAUCGGUGUAGACGAGCUAGCUUCAUCAGCGGAAAGUGCACAAUUAAGUGACUAUUGUGGUAAUAAGAUAAAGGGAUCUAACAAAACAGGAUAUAUAUUUUCACAGCAGUAUUCACAGGAUUCACAAAAAAUUAUACAGAUUCCAGAUAUAUCUACUGCUUCUGCACCAGCUCCGGUACAUUUUGCUGUGGGAAGUGCUGUACGACCACCUCUGACACAUUUUGAACAAAGAUCCUACGAUUCGAAUAGUUCCGAUUCAUUGAGUGUUGUUAGUGAAGCUAGCCGACGUCGUAUACAUUUUCUAGCACAACCCACAUUGUCCGACGAAUUCGAAUCAGACGAAUUAAAUCGGGAUCUCCAAAAGCGUUUCAGUGAAUAUUCUUUAGAAUCCGAAAACGAUUCGAUCGAUAAACACAUGCCCGCUUUUGGCGAUUUGACAAUGGAUCAGGAAGUGGAACCGACAAUUAUGACAUCCAGUAAUACCGAAAAACGUGAACAUCUUUAUAAAAUUCUAGUCAUCGGGGAACUCGGUACCGGAAAAACUUCAUUUAUUAAACGUUACGUACAUCAAUUUUUUAGUCAAAAUUAUCGCGCCACAAUUGGUGUUGACUUUGCUUUGAAGGUAUUGAAUUGGGAUGCAAAUACUAUAGUUCGUCUGCAAUUAUGGGAUAUCGCCGGACAGGAACGUUUUGGUAACAUGACUCGUGUUUACUAUAAGGAAGCAGUUGGUGCCUUUAUUGUAUUUGAUGUAACACGUAGUGGCACCUUCGAUUGUGUGAGCAAGUGGAAAGAGGAUUUAGAUUCAAAGGUGCAAUUACCAGAUGGAAGUCGUAUACCCUGCAUACUAUUGGCAAAUAAGUGUGAUCAAGAGAAACAAGGAAUUGUUACGACACCCGAAAAAAUGGAUGAAUAUGUACGAGAAAAUGGUUUUGUUGGUUGGUUUGAAACAUCAGCAAAGGAAAAUAUAAAUAUUGAUGAAGCAGCAAAGGCUUUAGUCAACAAGAUUUUACUUAACGACAAGCUUAUAACUGCUGCCGACUUAGCCGAUAGCGAUAAGUUCAAUCUAAAUAAUCAGGGUGAUCAAUCCGGUGCGGAUUCAAAAACCAAGUGCUCAUGCUGACCAAUUAAUUGCAGCUCUACAAAAUCUACAUAAUUCCAUGCAUUUAAUAUAUGAAAUAUAAUAAUGAGAUUUAAAGCGAAGUAAACUGGGCGGUAAAAUGAGAGAAUCUGUGUUCUCACAUACAACUUUCCAUUUCAUAAAAUUGAAGAUUUGAAUUUGGUAUAAUAUACUUUAAAUAAAUUUAAUACACAACCGUCCAAACAUCGAGCUAUUAAUAUGCAGCCCACAGAGAUGUGACACAUAUAUUUGUCAUUAUCGUAUAAAACCAUACAAGAACUGCAUACUUUUAAAUCGUGAGCAGUGGCUGGAUCGUCUAAACUGCUUCCCUAAUAUUUUAGUGUCAUAAGCAUUUAAUCAAUAAGGGUUUCAAUAUAUCGUUAAUUAAUUUUACAUCUAAUAUAACAAUAUUCAAAUAUUUUUCAUAUGCAUUAUUAUUAUUAUUCACUUUUUAAUUAAGUUCGAAAUAAAUUAUUCCACUAGAAAUUAUUUUAAAUUUCUUUAAGUUAAAUCAGUGCAGCCGUAAAAAUAAUACAGAUUAUCACAUUCUUAAAUGCUUAAUAAUGCAUAUACAUACACAUGUAUUAUACCUUAGUAAUAAGAAGUUAAGACUUAAUCUCUGAUAAAAUAUUAUAUCAUAAAGCUUCAUUAUACGUCCUAGGAUUUUCACUAUAGAAGAUAUCUGAGAGAUAAACUCUAUCAACAUUUAAUGUACUUUAUCAGAUUCCGUUAUCAAUUGUCUUCUCUUUUUAUUGUGAUUAAGCUUGGUAAUUUUUGUUUAUUCUUACUUUUUUUUUGCUGUUAAAAGUAACAUAUAUUUACAUUACACACACAUUAUUUAAUCAUAUAAUUGCUCUUAGGAUUACUAUAUUUUAUUAUAAAAAUUCUAUGUAUUUAAUAAACAUUUUUAAAAUAAACUAAGAAUAUCUCGUCUAUGUCUUGACUUGUCUUUUAUAAAAGUGUAGACUCGUACAUGUACAGUUGGACACCUGCCACUUCUUCACUAGAAAGAAACUGCGUGUUAAGAAAUUUAUAUUUUAUAUUGUUUUUUAGAUUAGACGAGCUGUAUCAAUUAAAAACAAAAAGAAAACUAGAAUUUGAAAUCAAGUGUGUUUCAUAUUAAUAAAACAGAGCUUCUUUUAAACAAUA